CACAAAAGAUGGCUCCUCCCAUGGCCCUCUGCAGCGUAUCCUGGGUGCUGCUCUCCUGCCUGAUGCUCCUAUCUCAGGUCCAAGGUGAAGACUCCCCGCAGGACGCGCUCGCUUCAGGGAUCAACUGUCCCAAAGGCUCCAAAGCCUAUGGCUCCUACUGCUAUGCCUUUUUUCUGACAGCAAAAUCUUGGAUGGAUGCAGAUAUGGCCUGCCAGAAGCGGCCCUCGGGACACCUUGUGUCCAUCCUCAGUGCAGUUGAAGCAUCCUUCGUGGCCUCACUGGUCAAGAACUCUGCCCACUCCUACUCAUAUGUCUGGAUUGGGCUCAAUGACCCCACACAGGGCUAUCAGCCUGAUGCAGGUGGAUGGGAGUGGAGUAGUACUGAUCUUACGCAUUACCGUGCUUGGGAGAAAAUUCCCCCCACCACCCCAAACCCUGGCUACUGCGGGAGCGUGUCACGAAGCACAGGAUAUCUGAAAUGGAAAGAUUAUAACUGUGAUUCGUACUUGCCCUAUGUCUGCAAGUUCAGGGCCUAGGAGAGCUGAGAGUCAGCUCCCUGAGUCUGGUAUGCAGCUCAUCAUGGACUUGGGACCAGUGUGAAGACCCACCCAGGACAGGAGUAUUUUCUCCACUCAGCCAACCUCACCACCUCAUUCUGAACUUCCCUCCUCCUCAGCCUCAUGUCAGGCUUUUUUGCAUGUUCCAUGGCCUAAGGUUUCAGAGAGCAAUAAAAAUUAUUUUUUUGCA
This is a messenger RNA of Equus quagga, 747 nucleotides long. Its product is annotated as lithostathine-like. Gene Ontology annotation, molecular function: oligosaccharide binding; peptidoglycan binding; signaling receptor activity. The transcript is spliced from 5 exons. Bases 9 to 536 code for a protein of 175 amino acids. The record is from RefSeq and is a predicted model, not a curated record. Gene Ontology annotation, biological process: response to peptide hormone; venom-mediated disruption of cell wall in another organism; antimicrobial humoral immune response mediated by antimicrobial peptide. NCBI's taxonomy places the organism in Eukaryota, Metazoa, Chordata, Mammalia, Perissodactyla, Equidae.